Molecule: messenger RNA, 1599 nt
Organism: Betta splendens (Siamese fighting fish)
Lineage: Eukaryota; Metazoa; Chordata; Actinopteri; Anabantiformes; Osphronemidae
Gene: cwc25
Product: CWC25 spliceosome associated protein homolog
Exons: 9
Coding region: 142-1338 (398 amino acids)
Biological process (GO): mRNA splicing, via spliceosome
Cellular component (GO): U2-type spliceosomal complex
Source: RefSeq, a predicted model, not a curated record
GGAAGCAUAAUUACGCAAACCGGAAAUACGUAAAACAUCGCACACAAGUAUCUCCAUUUUCAGCUGGCGUUGUUGUUACAUUUCUUCUGGAGUAAAUUCGACCUUUACCGUUUCUUGUUGGACUAAAACGGUUUUUCCAAGAUGGGGGGCGGAGAUUUGAAUUUGAAAAAGAGCUGGCAUCCCCAGACUAUGAAAAACAUUGAGCGUGUUUGGAAAGCUGAGCAGAAAUAUGAGGCCGAACGCAAGAAAAUCGAGGAGCUGCAGAAAGAGCUGAAGGAGGAACGAGCCCGAGAAGAAAUCACCAAAUAUGCAGAGGAAACUGGUGCUAUAAAAAAAAAGGAUGAUCGGCUGGACUGGAUGUACCAGGGCCCGGCUGGUCAGGUGUCCAGAGAUGAGUAUCUCCUGGGACGUGCUAUUGACAAGCAGAUCACAGACCAAUACGAGGAGCCCGAGAGCGGUCCAUCAGCGGAGACAGGCCUCCUGCCUGGGUCCAUCUUCAACCCCAUCACUCCUGCCUCCAGCCUUGAUAUGGCUGCAAAGAUAAGAGAAGAUCCUCUGUUUGAAAUCAGGAAACGUGAGGAAGAGAAGAAGAAAGAAGUUCUGACUAAUCCUGUGAAGAUGAAGAAAAUCAAAGAAAUGCUGCGUCAGAAUCUAGACAAGAAAGACAAGAAAAAGAAGAGAAAGAAGGAGAAAAAGGAGAAGAAGGGAGACAAAGAGAGGAGAAAAGAAAAGCGUCAUAGAAGGAGAAGUUCAAGUUCAAGCUCUGAUGAUGAAAUGGAAAAAAAACACAGGUCACAUUCAAAAAAUGGCUCUUCGGCAGACCUAAGGUCUCGUUCCCAUCAUGUCCCAGGCUUUGGCCUACAGCUCCCAGGUGGGGGAUAUCACCAGUCGUCCGUUCGUUCCAACCACUCAAUGCAGCGUGAGAGGAGUUGUUCCCGUUCACCUCACAGGAUCCACAGGGACAGUCACUCGUCUUUACACAAAAAUGACAGGAAGAUUGACAGAGCUUCUAGCCCAAAGAAGGAGCAAUACCAACGACAGAGGAACCACGUGUCCAAGAAGCUCUCGACUGAAGAGCUUGAGCGCAAGCGGAGGGAGAUGAUGGAGGAGGCCAAGCAGAGGGAGGAGGACAGGGAGAACAAUGUGAAAAGAUACAAGAGGCAGGACGAGCAGGAAAAGCAGAUGGAAAAAACGACCAAGCAUGAGCGUCAUUCUGGCUUCAUCCAUGACAUGAAGCUGGAGAGUGCUGCCACCUCUUCCUUAGAAGAUCGUGUCAAGAGGAACAUCUACUCUAUUCAAAGGACACCAGCUUCCCUGGACAAUUUUAUGAAAAGAUAAAGACAUUUGUUUUUUUUUACAACAGAAAAAAUAGAUGUGCUCAGUUAUGACUUCAUACUUGGAAGCUGUUUAAUGCCUCUGGCUGUUCUGUUGUAGUUACCAACAUCCUUGUAAGAUUAAUGUGAUUUAAACUUUGUACAGUAUAUUGUUUUUGUUUUUACAUUAUAAUGGGAUCUUUUUUUUAUCUUAAUGGGUUUGUGAGACAUCUUUUAUCUGGUGUACUCCUGUGAGUAGUAACUAGAAUAAAAAUAUCUUUCCUGA